AUGCGCAUCUUGAGGUGCAAAUGGGGCAUCAUACGGAGAGCUGCGCGCGCACCGCAGCAAGUGUUUACAAGUUCUGGUUAUUUCGGUAAGGAUCCAGGAGGUGGGACAGUGCAGGUUGUCAAAUACGUCAAGCCUGUCGAGGGCGACCCGAAGGUCAAAGACGACAAUUUCAAUAGCAAAAUGGAGGACUUCGCGACGCAGGCGCAGGAGAAGAUAGCUGGUCUGAAGGAGCAGGUCACGCAGGUGGCCGACCUCACCAAGCAGUGUUGCGACAUGUUCGAGAAGCCGAAGACCCCAUCCGGGGAGUUUCUCGCGAAGUUCGCGCUCUUCCGAAAGCACAUGGAGGAGGCCAGAAGGGAGAACCUGCUCGCCAAGGCGAAGAAAGAGAAGGCAGAGAAGAAGCGGGCCGAGAAGGAGCAACCAGCCGAAGAAGGACAGCAACAAAACAGAGGAGGACCCCUAUGA
Messenger RNA from Prorocentrum cordatum, 465 nucleotides. The record is from the annotation of a GenBank genome assembly. Lineage: Eukaryota; Dinophyceae; Prorocentrales; Prorocentraceae.